Ceratosolen solmsi marchali is the source of this 750-nucleotide messenger RNA. RefSeq names its product small ubiquitin-related modifier. Bases 179 to 484 code for a protein of 101 amino acids. The record is from RefSeq and is a predicted model, not a curated record. Lineage: Eukaryota; Metazoa; Arthropoda; Insecta; Hymenoptera; Agaonidae. Gene Ontology annotation, molecular function: protein binding. The transcript is spliced from 5 exons.
GCCGUCGCCGUCGCCGUCGCCGUCGCCGACACGCACCGCAGCACACGCACACAGACGCGCGAGCUCACUGAAUUUCAAAUAGCUUAUGAAAUUGACAAAAGCAUAGCGCCAUAUUGCCUGCUUGUGUUUGAUUGCCGUUGUGGCGUGUGCUCGACUAAUUUCAUCGUAAUUCGUAACAAUGGGAGACAACCAGGAACAGAAACCCGAUUCCGGCCCAGGCGACGCGAAUUCUGAGUACAUCAAGCUCAAAGUUGUGGGAAACGAUAGCAAUGAAAUCCACUUUAGGGUAAAAAUGACUACGCAAAUGGGUAAACUCAAGAAAUCCUACAGCGAUCGUGUGGGUGUACCUAUGACAUCGCUCAGGUUUCUGUUUGAUGGUAAAAGAAUCAACGACGAUGAAACACCAAAGCAGCUUGAAAUGGAAAACGAUGAUGUUAUUGAAGUAUAUCAGGAGCAGACAGGCGGUCUAUACUGGGAACACUAAGAAGUUAUAAUAGAAAGCCAUAUAUUUUGGUUUUAUUAUUUUCUAAAAGUGAAAGUGGCUAAUGUCAGGAUAAUAUGGAAAAGAACACAUUUUUUUCAUUGAAGACAUGUAUUUAAAAAUCUUAAUGUAAUUUGAUGAUUUUCAUAUAAGUAAUCUGGAGUGGUGUUUUACAUUCCCAUUGUACACAAACAGAUCAUAAUUACUGUUUUCAUAAGCCAUACGCAUUCAUUCAUCAUUAAAAACAAAAGUCAGAUGUCAAAGUUUAA